This is a messenger RNA of Ceutorhynchus assimilis (cabbage seed weevil), 2919 nucleotides long. Lineage: Eukaryota; Metazoa; Arthropoda; Insecta; Coleoptera; Curculionidae. The record is from the annotation of a GenBank genome assembly.
UUAGGUUAGACGAGAACAAAUCCGUGACCUAUCACUUCAAGAUUAUAAAAUUUCAAAUUUUAUGAAUAAAAAGUAAAAAUAAUGGACCAAAAUGAACAGCCACAACUCAGCGUUUUCAAAACAGUCCUAUCAUAUUCCCUAUUUAUAUUGGUAUCGCCAGUAUUAACUUUUUUUGUAUUCAAAUUUAUAUUCUUUGAAGGUAUUGUAGGUACAAACAGUACAAGCAGCAACGUAUGGUCGGCAGUGUUUGCAAUUAUAGUGCUGCAUAUCGCCCUUGGCAUGUACAUAAUGAGGGCUUAUUCAGAAGCUGACAAACCAACUAGAACAAAACCCAUCGACAAAGUAGACUAGUCAUGUGAUAAGAUAUGUCGAUUAGAUAUAAGGACUAAAUUAAGCAGUAGAUUUUUCUAAAUGUUCAAUAAUACAAUAGUAACUGUGAAUGGAAGGUAGUAAUGUAUGCUUUCUGGUUAAGAAAAUUAAGUUUUGACGGUUUUUAGUCUAUAAAAUAGGCCUGUAGCAAUUUGAAUAAUUCUUGAGAUUUCGCUAUUUUUGAUUUAGUUUUAAACUAAAAUCUGCGCACUAGAUCCUAGUUGUUCUCGACAGUUACCCACUUAUUUUCCCUAAACUAGGAAUAAGUAGCAAAUCUUCAAAGGGCUCAUCCGUUUAAUUGUUCUAAAAUCUUAAGAAAUCAUCACUUUAAGUUACGGGUAUUUCCGAUGCUCCAACAAUUCUUGCAGUUGGAGGGUGCAAGUCACUGCAAUACUCUGAUGGAAGUAUUCUUGUGGUUUCGUUUUGCAAAAUAAUUCCAGUUUAGAUAAUUACAAAAAUGAUAGGAUUGAUAGGUAUGAUAAUAAAUUUUUUAACUAAUCUAAAUGUAUGUUUUUCCAAUUUCUAUCCAAUGUAUCAAGCUUUUGAAUUAACGGUUGAAACUGUCCUAACAACAGCAGCAGCCUGAAGCAAACUUCCAUCCUAUCAAUAUGCAAUUUAUUGUUAUAGUGCAGGCUUCCUAUACUACUAUAGGUGUACUGUACAGGGUGAUUCAAAUUUGAGAUACAUCAUUGGGAUCUCGGAAACUGUGGAAUUUAGGAUAUUCCAAAUACUUUUGGAGACAUUCGGGAAAAACCGAAAUUUUACAAAAUUGUUUUUAUUUUUUACUGACUUUAUUUGAGGUGAUAUUCCAAAAAAAAUAUCACUUCAUCAUGGCCACUUUUUCUCCCCACAAGAUGCUACCAUUAAAUUUAAAAUCUGACAUUUUGUCUUUGGACCACCAUCAUCAACUUUUUUUUAAAUACUACCCUGGAUUUUUUAUCUCAGAUUGCGAUGGACAGUUUUUAUACAGGGUGUUUGGUUUUUUUUAUACGGCACUUAACUAAUUUUUUUUCAUUGCACCCCCCUAUAUAUUUUGAGGCUUUUGAAAAGGGUGUAAAAUUUUCUAACUUCCGAUAUAUCACUCGUUAUAUUUAUGUUACAGGGUUUCCGUUUUCUGAAAUCAACCAUUGGGAUCUCAGUAACAGUAAGAAAUGCAGGGUCGGGUAAAUUAGGGCAAAGUUGCGGAAUUUUAUGGUCAAUCCAAUGCCGUUGUGAAACUUGAUAAAUUCCAAAUACUUCCGGAGAGAUUCGGACACCCUGUAUAAUAUUUGAUAUAGCUGUAUCCAGAGCGAAAGCGAGCUGAUGAAAUGGGCCAAACAAUCCAAACAUGUUGCUAGAUUGAGGGGUGCGCAGAAAACUGCGAAAACUUCCUACCUGAUGAAAUGAUGACCUACUACUCCUACUAGCUGGAAGGAAUCAAGACAAACUGGAUUGCCUAGAAAUCCUAGAAUAAAAAAAGUAGACCUGUUAUGAUAUAGACUUAUUAUGAGAUCCAGCAGGCUGUGCAGUGAUGAUGAUGAUAUAUGACCUAAACAAAAAAAAAACAUUCUUGCACUGAUCCUCUUGUGGAAUAAUCUCCUUUGAACAAUAACCCAACCUUCUACUAUACCACCAGAAACAAUAAGGCCUUUUAAAACAUGUAUGAAGAAGCUUCUAUCUCCAUCCCGAUUAUUUUCAAUUCAUUAUUAAAAAUUGAAUAAAAACUCUAGGGCGCCUUUCCCUUUCUAGAAUUUUUAUUCAUGUUUGAUAAUGAAUUUUUCCAUUUUAACUAAUAGUUCAGUAUGUGCUUUCGAAGAAUAUGAUGCUAUGGAAGUCGCAAUAUACAGGGUGAAUCCGAAAGUGAGGCUUUUUUUAACGGGAUAUAUAUAUCUCACCAAAAUAAGUUGUUUGGCAAAAAAUUGUUUAUACAAAAAAUUUAAGGUAACGGAGUUACAGCGUUCCUAUAUGAGAACGAAGGUCCUAUCUUCGCCGCCCUACUUGCCCAUACUCAUGUUUGCAUAACACUGACAAAGACCAGGAUCAAUCGUUCUCAUGAGAACGCUGUUCCCCAGUUUCGAGAAUACUCAUUCAAUUAUAAAACAUUAUGUUAACAUUUUCUCGGAAAAAAAGCAGUUAUUUGUCCAGUAUAAUGAGUUUUUUUUCCAUAAUAGGUAAUCUACAGUUGCAUUAUUUCAUCAGAAAAAUCAAUCAAAAACUCCUUUUUCCAUUUUCAACCUAAUAAUUUUUAUAUCUUUAAAUACCUGUACAUCCGUUAUCUUAAAUUUUUUAUGCAAAAAAAUUUUUGCCAAGCAACUUAUUUCAGCGAGAUAUAUACCCUGUUAAAAAAAAAGCCUCACUUUCAGAUUGAACCUGUAGGUAUAUAGAACAUGAAAGUACGGUAUCCGCCAAAAUAAACAGUACUGAAAUCUAGAGCUCUGAGCAAUUGCGCACGCAAGUUGCAUUUACCGUAUUUCGCUUACUUGUUAUUAGUUGUCAGUUUGACUUUUUUUUUCUAAAGUUUCAAACCUCUAGUACAAUAAAUACUACCUAAUAGGUAAUAAAAAUAUUACC